AUGUUGUACUGAGGGACUACGAGGCAAAGCAAAAGGGAGCUCUGUUCUGCACAGAGGAAAUGGGCGUUCUCCUUGGAAAAUUUGGAUGGAGUGAUUGAAAAAAUAAAGUGGGUGUGACAAGGCUAGAAAGGAGAGGACCACCAAGAGGGGCACAAUGUUGUAGAGUGGUGAAGCUGCUCCUAGGCUGCUCCUGAGAUCUGAUUCAGACGAACAAACAAUACCCGUGAAAAUUGAAAAAUGGCAUACCUGCUUAUGUUUGUGACCCUGCUGCAUCUCAUCACGCUGGCCAUGCUGUUCAUUGCAACCAUGGAGAAGUCCUGGUGGGUGUGGGAUGGCAUGGAGAACUCAGACCUAUGGUACAACUGUAGGUUUGACAACUCCACAGGAACCUGGCUUUGUGCAUCCUCCAAAGAAACUGAGUGGCUUCAGGCAGUGCAGGUCCUGAUGGUUCUCUCAGUGGUCUUCUCUUCAGUCUCCUUCUUGGUGUUCCUGGGUCAGCUGUUCACCAUGUCUAAGGGUGGACUCUUCUAUUUCACCGGGCUGUGUCAAGUCUUUGCAGGUUUGACAGCCUUCUCUGCAGCUCUCAUCUACACAUUACAUAAUAAGGAAAUUCUUCCGACCUCCAAAGAGCUGACCUCAGGACGCUUUGGCUACUGUUUCAUCCUGGCCUGGGUGUGUGUCCCUUUGCUGCUGUGUAGCGGUGUCAUAUACAUUCACCUGCGCAAGAAAGAGUGACCAGAAAAAGGAAAAUAAUGUCAACAAAAUGGAAAACAAAGUGUUGAAUUGACUCAACUUUUUGUUCAUCAGAAAUUUUAAUUUUGCAGGCCUCACAAAUUUGUAUAUCAUGAUUUUGCUCAGGCUUUGGUUAAUGUGAUGAUGUUUUUGAAAUGUGUAUAUUGGAAAAACAUUGAAUCCUCAAUACCAAUCCAGUAUAUAAUGCUUACCUUCUGUUUAAAGACAUUUUUACUAUAAAACAUAUGUUGACCAGGGAAGGCUUUAUACCAAAGCAACAGUAUGUAUUUUUUAUUUAGUGUAGUAGGCCUCAUAUGGCAUUUUAGUUUCCCUUGAGCAAAUUGGAAAUAUAUAUAUUUAUAUAUAUUUUUGUACCUAAAGCUGAUAUGUAGAAUAUAUUUAGCAGCUGCUCCUAAUAAACAUCACUUACUGAAA
Lates calcarifer (barramundi perch) is the source of this 1167-nucleotide messenger RNA. RefSeq names its product epithelial membrane protein 3. Gene Ontology annotation, cellular component: plasma membrane. The record is from RefSeq and is a predicted model, not a curated record. The transcript has 5 exons. Lineage: Eukaryota; Metazoa; Chordata; Actinopteri; Centropomidae. The coding region runs from base 238 to 735 and encodes 165 amino acids.